Messenger RNA from Bombus huntii, 6471 nucleotides. RefSeq names its product integrator complex subunit 1 (gene IntS1). The transcript is spliced from 14 exons. Bases 185 to 6409 code for a protein of 2074 amino acids. The record is from RefSeq and is a predicted model, not a curated record. Gene Ontology annotation, biological process: U2 snRNA 3'-end processing. Gene Ontology annotation, cellular component: integrator complex. NCBI's taxonomy places the organism in Eukaryota, Metazoa, Arthropoda, Insecta, Hymenoptera, Apidae.
UGUUCUGUUUGGAAGAACAUUAAUUUAUUGACGUAGGAAAAUAAUAUUAUAUCUACAUUUUCAAUUGUAAUAAAUUACUUCAUGUAUUUAAUAUUGCUAGUAAUGUAUUAUAUUAGAUAUAUUUUCCGGAAAAGAAAUUUUUGGAAUUUCGUGUUAUAAAUGUUGCAUAGAUACAAAUAUCAUAAUGGAUCGUGGAAAGGCAGGAAUUGGCAGAGGUGCAAAAAGUAAAAUUGCUCAGCAUCCUUCUGAUUUAUUUGCACUUGGAUCCAAAGGUUCGCGUAAUGAAAAUUCUGAUGUUAAAAGACCAGGUGUUAUUCAUUCUAAGCAAAGUAGUAAUACUUCAACUUCUGGAACUGACAGAAAAAGAGAAGCACCAUCAGGAUCACUUCAAUCUUUUCAAUACAUCCCACAAAAAAAACCUAAACUUGCUGCACAUGUUUCUCAUCAACGACCACCAUUCUCAAGUGCUGAAGCUUGGGAAUUGGUAGCCAUAGAUACUGAUCCAGCAGAUUUUGUUCCAAUGGUCCUAGAAGCUAAUGAUAAUGAUGAAGGUGACAAAGUUAUAGGCAUUAUUUGUGGUGCCAUAAAAACACUUAAAAAUCAGAAGUGGAAACCUGAUACAUUGGUAUACAUGGGAUUAUUAUACUUAGCAAAAAUUCGUCCUUCUAUGUUUUCAAAUGAUUGUAUAUUACACGCACUAUCCUCUUUAUUGAAACGGGAUCAAGGACAUAAUUAUAAAACGAAAGGAAACCCAUUAGUUCCUGUACUUGCAGCUAAUUUGUUAAUGAAGGGGUUUCAUGAUAAAAGAAAUUGGCCAGAAAUCUUUGUUAAGCUAUACAUUGAGGAUGCUUUAGGUGAAAGAGUAUGGGUUGAUCAUGAAGAAUGCAAAGGUUUUGUAGAUAAUAUUUUAACAGGAUUUAAUACAAGGCAUCCACCAAAAAGUGUCCUACAACCAGAACUAUCUGUAUUAACACCACGAGAUUGUCAUAGUCCAUCUACAAUUGACGAUGAAGAUCCAGGAUCUUCAUCUGUACAGUUUUCUGGCGACAAAGAAAAAAUAGAGUUUCCUAUUACUCCUAGAUACACUCAUUGUAUAGAGAACAUAGAGUUCAUUGUUCUUGAAGCUGUGAAAGAACAGUUGAAUAGACGACAACCAGAGUCAAUUACCAAAAACUUCCUAAAAUUACUUUCUUCAGCCUGUGGUUUUGUAGAAAUCAGAAAUAUUGCCGUUCCAAGAUUAGAAGUAUGGUUGCAUAAUCCGAAACUAAUGAGACCUGCCCAAGAAUUACUGAGUUAUAUUUGUUACAAUUGUACUUCUCAUACACAAAGAGAUGUUGAAGUUAUAAGCCAAUUAGUAAAAAUGAGAUUGAAAACUAAAGCUGUAAUUAAUUUAUAUCUAAAUGGCGUAAAGGAAUUAAUCGGCUUGCACCCUGAAAAUUUAUGUACUAUCUUAAAACAUACAAUUUAUAACGAAUUAUCUAAUGCAAGAAAUCCAAAUAAUAUGCCAAUGAUAGGUGUAAUGUUUCAAACUUUAUCCGAGCAAGCGGCUAAGUUACUUGCAGAAAUAUUUCAGGAUUUAUUAAUGAACCGAGAAGAUUAUCUGAGACCUUUACGUGCUUUACUCAGAGAAAUCGUACGUGUUUGCCGACACGAUAUUAAUUUACUUAUUUUUGCGCGUACAUUGAUGUCCGAAAGACAGGAUAUAGCGCAACAGUUGCUUAAUUUUGAAUUCAAAGAACGAGUCUUCAUUUCAAUUGCAGAUUUAUUGUGCUUAUGUAUGUUACUAGCUAUCAGCCCACAAGUUAAAGAAGCUGCAGCAUUAGCACAAAGAGGCGAUAAAAAAGAUAUAGCUUUAUUACAUCAAUUUCAGAACAUGGUAGCAACAAUACAAUUCGAAGCCGUGUUAUGGCUACAGAAUUCGGCGCCACAGAUGUACGCCAUUGGAAAAAAUGAGCUUCUUCAUGCCUUACAUAAAAUUUUACUGCUUGAACCACCAGAGCAGUACUAUAAAUUAGAUAAUUGGCCACCCGAAUCUGAUAGAGUAUUUUAUUUACGUCUUAUUUCGGAUGUUCCAUUAUUACAGAAUACAUUGUUAAGACUAUUACUGAUUGGUUUUUCAAAAGAAAAUGGCAUUACUCAUUCAGAAACAUUAGAUUUGGUGGAUCAAUUAGUUAGACGAGCGGCAGCUAACUCAACUGAGAGUUUCCCGACAUUACAAGCUGAUAAAUUGGAUAUAAUUGAACUUAUUUUUAACUUGUGCAUUUAUCAACCACCAGGAACUAUAAACAUACCAUCAAACUAUGUACCACCUACUUUGGCAAUAUCAAAUUUAUAUUGGAAAGGGUGGAUAAUGUUAUUAAUACUGGCUGCUCACAAUCCUUCUACUAUUGGUGCUGUUGCAUGGAAGAGGUAUCCCAUUUUACGGACUCUAAUGGAAAUGUGUAUUACGAAUCAUUUCUCCUAUCCACCACCAACGAUGGCAUUACCAGAAAUAAUAGAGCAAGAACGUUCGAAAGAAUUGCAAGUUGAAGCUAUAGAGAAACAAGAAAUAUUAGAAUACGAAUCGCACUUAGCUGCUGCAUCAACAAGAAUACAAAUAUCAGAACAAAACAGUUUAUUACUAUCACAACUAAUGACUAUGGAACCAACUGGAAUUGCUAGGAGACCACCUCCAGCAGUAUUGGAACAAAUACAAUCAUUAAAUGUGUCUCAUAGGUUGGGACAUUUACUUUGUCGAUCUCGUAAACCAGAUUUCUUAUUAGAUAUAAUACAAAGACAACAACAGAGUUCGUCUCAGAGUAUGCCAUGGCUAGCAGAUCUUGUACAAAAUAGCGAGGGAUCUCUUAGUCAAUUACCUGUACAGUGUCUUUGUGAAUUUUUAUUAUCUACUAGUACUCAAGCUGUGGAGAAGCAACCAAGACAACAACAGCUAUUAGCCCAUCUUCAAAUGUUAUUAACUGAUCCCGAACAGGAUCGACAACAUGCUUACGAGGUUUUAGAAUAUUUCUUAAGAAGACUUAGCAGUCAACAAACUGGCAGCCGCCUUCAAGCAAUUACAGGUUUGAAGAUGGUACUUGGAUCAAUACCUACUGAAGAGGAACCUAUGGAUAUAGAUGGAGAGAAUGAAAAGGAGAUCUGGCUUCUUCGCAAAUUACCGUCCAUACCUCACUUCUUAUCAGUACGAUCUUUAGUUUCUACUGCUCUUCGAGGUGCAUGUCAAGUCGAAAAUAACCCAGAUCUUGUACAUGCGUACAUAUCUUAUCUUGCUGCGCAUACUACAGACGAUGAUUUACCCGAUUUAACUGAUUUAGUUAACGAAAUAGCUCAAUUAGUAGUCGAACGAAGUACGAUUAUAGCAGCUAUUCUACCGCAACCAGAAAUUGAUAAUCCACCAAAUAAAGCAGCUAAACAGACUUUGCAUGCUUUCAUGGUGAUUUUCUGUAAUUAUCUAGAAAAAGCUCGAUCUCCACGAGCAGAGGAAUAUACCUGGUCUGAAAGUCAAGACCAGAUAUUAGUACAAUGGAGUACAGGAGAAGAGUGUACUAUGCAUAUUUUAGUUGUUCAUGCUAUGAUAAUCUUAUUAACGUACGACUCUGAUGAUGAUGUAUUGUUUGAUGCUUUACUUGAAACUUGGUUUCCAUUGAAUACAGAACCACCAAAAGCAUUCCUCGUUGAUACAAGCGAAGAAGCUUUAUUAAUACCUGAUUGGUUAAAACUAAGAAUGAUUAGAAGUAGUGUACCACGUUUAAUUGACGCAGCUCUUAAAGAUUUGGAACCACAACAACUGGUUCUUUUUAUUCAGAGCUUCGGUAUUCCUGUUCCUUCAAUGACUAAAUUACUCCAUACAUUGGAUACUGGUGUGCAAAUUGACCCGAGUUCUGUUGGCGAAGCAGUACUCGAUAAGACGUAUAUGGCACAAUUAGUUGAAGUUCAACACAGAAGAGGGGCAACGGGUGGACUAGUCUUUGUACAGGUUUUACAAUUGAUGGAGCCAGAGUUACCUGAUGAAAAUGCUGUAACUAUCGCACAAUUACAGGAACCUUUACCUCUAAGUGCUGUAGUUCAAAUACAAUCUGUCAUACAAUCUUCUGUUAAAACGGAUGUCCCACAUUUAAUCAAUAGAUUAUUUAUCGAAAAUAUACCAAUGAAUCAAAAGGUAGAUGCAUAUCGCCGAUUACAUAAAACCUUAGCAAAAGAUUUGCAGAAAUCUGCUAAAGAAAGUGGAGCUGCUGUGUUAGCAAUACAACAUAUAUGUAGUGUAUUAAGUUCAAUGCAAGUUAAACAAUUCUUAGCCUCGCUUGUUCACAUGCCUCAGUAUUCUUGCACCCUAAUGCGAGUAAUAUUGUUGCCUUUAAAAAAGCCAUCGACUUCGAAACAAGUGGUUGAAUUAGCCCGUAAUAUGUGUCUAAACUUGAUACAGCUAAUAGGAGAUGUAAAAGCACCAGUUCUAUCUAUUUUAAGAGACUUUGCAAACGUGCAAUUAACCAAAACGCCAAAAAGCAUGGAAUUAACGAUGUUGAUGCAAAAUCGGGAUCCUGGAUCUAUUUUAGAAAGCACGGAUCCAGUGAAUUUGGAAGCAGUUGGACGUAAGUUAUUAAAUAUUUGUCUGAAACAACAGAAAACCGACGUUCUUGUUGAGGCAAUGGCAAGAUUACUAGUAAAUGAUAGUAAUGAAGGCAUUUUGAAGCCACGAACUGGUGUAUUAAUCGAUUGGUUAGCAUCUGUUGAACCAGAAUUAAUUGGAACAUGUCCUACUCUCCAAAUGAAACUUUUAUUUGGGAAAACGAAGAUACAAAUGAAAGUUGAUAACAAUGUUAUGAGUUCACAUUCAUUUAGGCCCUACUUGUUAACUUUAUUGACGCAUAGGGCAAGUUGGGCAACUUUGUACAAAUGUGUUGGACAUUUAUUAGAUAAAUGUGAUGAUGGGUAUGACCCGACAGCUGUUUUAGACUUCUUGUGGGCAUUAACUUGUAAUCCAAAACUCUGGCAAGGCAGAGACAAAUUCACGCCAAAACAUUAUGUUCCAGAAAAUAUUUUACUUUUACACGAGAAACAGUUACUAACACUUGUAGCGUAUAUAGUUGCAGAAGCUGUUAUCAUAUAUAAUUGUCAAAACAGAAACAUUGCACUUGCUCGAAUGGAUUCUCGUCUUGAUUUAUUAUUACACUGUGUUUCUACAGACGAUCAUUUGGUAGCCAGUGUAGUAAAAUAUUUGGCUGCACGUAUGAUGAAUGACUCAGAUAUUGAUUCAGAUAUGGUCCAUCAAUUCUUGUUACACAUGUACAUGAAAAUACCUAAAGUAAUAUGUUACUUAGACACAUUUCAAACUAAAAAGUUUGUUGGAGGAGCAAAAAUUACAAAAUGGACGGGUUCUGUGUUAGAUUGUAUGAGUCAUUCUUUGUUAACUGCUCUAGCAGCAACACCGCGGCAAAAGUCAUGGAAUUCUAGGUCUCAAGACUUCGAAUUAUGCGCCCGAAAAAUGGCUGCUGUACAUCCUAUUUUAGUGUUACGACAACUUCCAAUGUUAGCGUCGUCACUAAUGGGAAGAUCUUAUUUGGAUUUUAGUCAAUUUAGAGCAGGUCAUCAUCUAAAUCUUUUUGUACAAAUAAUGGGAUUACUGGAAUUACUACAACCACAUUUGUUUAGUGAAGAACAUCAGACUGCUUUGGAAGAUACACUGGAGAAUUACUUUCAGUGCUUCCAAAAUUAUGGUCCAGUAAAAGAUCUUAUACCACUCUUAAAUAGAUUUAUUACAUUACUACAAGCAUACAUCUCUUAUAAUGCACAAAGAGCAUUGAAAUAUUUGCAGAAACAUGCUCAGGCUCUACAUGAAUUGCAGGUACAUUAUCCAAAUCUAGUUACACUUAGAACGCUUGUAUCAGGCAUUCCAAUGCCAAGAGAAGGAGAAGACAUAGAGGAGAUUUUAAUUACUGUUCCUCCUACUCCACCUCCGACAGAAUCCAUUAUUCCACAGCAUUGGCCUUCAUUGUUAACUACAUUAUCUAAACUGCAAGGUGAAGAUGUAUUUAGCGCUCUUCAAGAAAUUGAGCAUUUGUCAUCACGAAAACCUUCAGUUUUGGAAUCUAUAACAGACAAUAUAGCAGAAUUGCUUGUAUCUCCGCAAAGUAACAUAAGAUCUCUUGCUCAUACAUUAUUAGCAAGAGCAUUAAAACAUCGCCCAGCAUCAAAUGCAAAUAUCUUGUCUGCAUUUCAAAGGUGUUUGGACAGUUCUAGAGCUGAUAUAUUAAUGUCAGCUUUAGAGAAGUUACCAGAAAUUGUAUUAUGUAUGCAAGAACACGCUUUACCGUUAAUGCAAAAAGUAUUUGAAUUAGGAGUAAAUUCAAAUGUGAAUACUAUACCAUAUAUAAAUAAAACCAUUGCUCUGCUAAAUACACAACAAGGUUGUUAAUAUCAUGAAAAUUGUAAUUUUAUAUUUUGUAUAAAAUGAAAUAAAGAUUUUUUUUAUAAAAA